AUGGCGCCGGCGCUGAGCGGGACUCUGGGCGCGUCGUCGGUGGCGGCGCUGCGGCCCUGCGCGGGCAGGAGGGCGCCGUCCGCCGCGACCUCGGCUGCGCCGCGGGGGAGCGGGGCGGUCAGGUGCGCCAGAGGGCUCAGGUGGGAGGCCCACAGAAGCAGGGGGAGGUCGCUCAGGGUGAGGUGCGAUGCGGCCGUCGCCGAGAAGCCCGCCGGGGAGGAGGCGGCUGGGGAGAAGUUCGAGUACCAGGCGGAGGUGAGCCGGUUAAUGGAUUUGAUCGUCCAUAGUCUAUACAGUCACAAGGAGGUAUUUCUCCGCGAGCUUGUUAGCAACGCAAGUGAUGCAUUGGAUAAGCUGAGGUUUCUCGGCGUGACUGAUUCCUCUUUGCUCGCUGAUGGCGGUGAGCUGGAAAUAAGGAUUAAGCCUGACCCUGAUGCUGGAACGAUUACUAUCACUGACACUGGUGUUGGUAUGACUAAAGAUGAGCUCAAGGACUGCCUUGGUACCAUUGCUCAGAGUGGAAAAAACAAAGACCUUGGGAAGGACAAUGGUCUAAUUGGUCAGUUUGGUGUUGGAUUUUACUCAGCUUUUCUUGUUGCAGAGAAGAUUGUGGUGUCCACCAAGAGUCCAAAAUCAGAUAAACAGUAUGUGUGGGAAGCUGUGGCUGACAGUAGCUCUUAUGUCAUCAAGGAAGAGACUGAUCCUGAGAAAAUGCUUACACGUGGAACUCAGAUUACUCUGUUUCUAAGGCCUGAUGAUAAGUACGAGUUUGCGGACCCUUCAAGGAUUCAAGGCUUAGUAAAAAACUACUCUCAUUUUGUGUCUUUCCCCAUAUACACAUGGCAGGAGAAAUCAAGAACUGUUGAGGAUGAAGAGGAUGAAGAGCCGAAAGAAGGUGAAGAGGCAACAGAGGGUGAGAAAAAGAAGAAGAAGAAGACUGUUACUGAGAAAUAUUGGGACUGGGAACUAGCCAAUGAAACAAAACCCAUAUGGAUGAGAAAUCCAAAGGAAAUUGAGAACACUGAAUACAAUGAGUUCUAUAAGAAGACAUUCAAUGAGUUUUUGGACCCUCUUGCCCACACUCACUUCACAACAGAGUUUCCAAGAUACUUGAGCUUUGUGAAAGGUGUGGUGGAUUCAAAUGACCUUCCCCUCAAUGUUUCUCGAGAGAUUCUUCAAGAAAGUCGAAUUCGACUUGUCAGGAAGACAUUUGAUAUGAUUGAAGAGAUUGCGAAAAGGAAGAUAAGGAGGAUUAUAAGAAGUUUUGGGAGAGCUUUGGCAAGUUUAUUAAGCUUGGUUGCAUUGAGGACACAGGAAUCCUGGCGCCUUGCCCCAUUGUUGCGCUUCCACUCUUCUAAAAAUGAGGGAGAUACGAUAAGUCUUGAUCAAUAUGUAGAGAGCAUGCCUGAAAGUCAAAAGGCAAUCUACUACAUCGCUACAGAUAGUCUCCAGAGUGCAAAGACUGCUCCUUUCUUGGAGAAGCUGGUCCAAAAAGAUAUUGAAGUUCUCUACCUUAUUGAGCCAAUAGAUGAGGUUGCCAUUCAGAACUUGCAGACCUACAAAGAGAAGAAAUUUGUGGAUAUCAGCAAAGAGGAUCUGGAAUUGGGUGAUGAAGAGGAAGAGACUAAAGAAACCAAGCAGGAGUUUACUCUCCUAUGCGAUUGGGUUAAGCAACAGCUUGGUGACAAGGUUGCGAAGGUCCAAAUAUCAAAGCGUUUAAGUUCAUCUCCAUGUGUUCUUGUAUCAGGCAAGUUCGGUUGGUCCGCCAAUAUGGAAAGGCUCAUGAAGGCGCAAACACUUGGUGACACAUCAAGCUUGGAAUUCAUGAGGGGAAGAAGAAUUUUCGAAAUCAAUCCCGACCACCCAAUUAUCAAGGAUUUGAGUGCUGCUUGCAAAAAUGAGCCCGAUUGCACAGAAGCCAAGAGGGCUGUUGAGCUCCUAUAUGAGGCUGCUUUAAUCUCAAGUGGAUAUACUUUAAAGAGUCCAGCUGAGUUGGGUGGCAAGAUCUAUGAGAUGAUGGCGAUUGCCCUGGGUGGGAGAUGGGGAAGGUCCGACACGGAGAAGGCCGAGGUAUCAACAGGUGAGGCCAGCGCAGAGGCAGAUUCAUCUGAAGGCACCGUAUCAGAGGUGAUUGAGCCCUCGGAAGUUAGACCCGAGAGCGACCCAUGGAGGGAUUAG
Messenger RNA from Miscanthus lutarioriparius, 2178 nucleotides. The record is from the annotation of a GenBank genome assembly. Lineage: Eukaryota; Viridiplantae; Streptophyta; Magnoliopsida; Poales; Poaceae.